Biomphalaria glabrata is the source of this 1804-nucleotide messenger RNA. RefSeq names its product proton-coupled amino acid transporter 2-like. Gene Ontology annotation, cellular component: vacuolar membrane. Gene Ontology annotation, molecular function: amino acid transmembrane transporter activity. Lineage: Eukaryota; Metazoa; Mollusca; Gastropoda; Planorbidae. The coding region runs from base 252 to 1670 and encodes 472 amino acids. The transcript is spliced from 12 exons. Gene Ontology annotation, biological process: amino acid transmembrane transport. The record is from RefSeq and is a predicted model, not a curated record.
AAGUAAUUGUAAAGUAAACAUGUGUACUUAUAAACUUUGGGAGAAAAAAAAAGGCCAGAAAAGGAGUGUGUUAAUCAGUAGAGAUCUAGGAUCUAAGGUGGUCAUCACUUAGCUCGUUCACACAGGAGUACCUACAAAGGGAAAUGAAGAAAUAAAUUCAAUGACCAAUUUGGACAACAAAGACUGAUUAGAUGAAAAUGUUUGACAUUUAAAACUGCACAUCUGGUAAAGAGGUUGGCUUUGUCUUGACAAUGUCAGACGGCAUUUUAUCCCUAGUGCCUCUGCUAUCCCCAAAGGUAAACAAAGACACCCCCGCUGAAUGCACCCCAAAACAAGACAGGGGUCACUCAGCCAGCAAGUUGAUCAAAUCUCAAACGAUGGUUCUGUCCACACACACCACUGUAGAGGUCCCGACAAGUGGGCCGUGUACCAGAUGUAGCAACUCACAAGCGCUGAUGAAUUUACUCAAAGGCACAGCAGGAACGGGGAUUCUUUCACUUCCAACUGCCUUUAAGAAUGUUGGAUUAUGGGCAGGUCUGGCUUUGUUUUUAAUUGUGGGAAUGCUCACAGUACACUGUAUGCUGAUGUUAAAUAGUUGCUGUCAUCUGCUAGAAAAAAGAUCAAGCAAAUCUAUUCUGACCUAUGUAGAUGCAGUUGAACUAAAUUUUCAAUAUGGUCCAAAAAGUCUACAAAAGUCUGCAGCUAUAAUGAAAACAAUAACUAGUGUCUCCAUCAGUAUCAUGCAGUGUAGUUUUUGUUGUGUUUACAUUGUGUGGGUAGCAGUCAAUGUUAAAGAGAUUUUAGAUAACUAUUGGUCAAACAGCCAGUCUCUACGAGUUUAUGAGGUCGCUGUUUUUCUCAUUCUGCUGCCCUACAUCAUGGUGAAAAGUUUAAACACUUUGGCAUUUUUUUCAACAGUGGCAAAUUUGGCUUAUCUUAUAGGAUUAAUUAUAAUUUUUCAAAGCCUUUUUCAGGGAUUGCCAGAUUCUUCUGAGAGACCAGCUUUUAGCUCUUGGAGUACAUUACCUUUGUUUUUUGGUACUUCGAUGUUUGCUUUUGAAAGUAUAUGUUUGACCAUAUCUGUAAGAAGUAAACUGAUCAAUAUCAAUGAUUAUGGAGGCUGGAAUGGCUUGCUGAGUUUGGCAAUGACAAUAAUAAUAGCCUUGUACUCCUGUAUGGGAUUCUAUGGAUAUUUAAAGUUUGGAGAGGAUACAGCAACAACUAUUACCCUCAAUUUGCCACAAAAUAACUGGCUCUACACAUCUGUGACUAUUUUGUUUGUAGUUGCCAUGAUCCUCUCUGUUGGGAUUCAGUUCUAUGUACCUAUAAGUAUUAUCUGGCCAGCAGUAAAAAAACAGAUGACUAGUGAUCAAAUUGAAAAGUUUGGAAGAGUUGCCCAAUGUUUUACAAGAGCAGUAUUACUCACUCUCAUUUUUGCAGUAUCCGUAUUAGUGCCCCAUCUGGAUUCUCUGAUGGUUUUCAUUGGCUCAUUCUUUGGGAGUGUUUUAUCAUUAAUUCUACCAGCUUUAAUGGAACUUAUGACUUUAAGUGUAGAGGGACAGCUGACAGUCACAACAACAAUCAAAGAUGCUGCAAUUAUCAUUUUUGGCAUGCUCAUUUUGAUAUUUGGGACUGUAGAAUCAUUAAAAAAUAUAAUUACAACAUUUUAAUAAUAAAAGAGACCUAUGUGAGCCCGAAAUGUUCGGCUGCACACUGGGCAGGUUAUUCCAGCUGGAUCUUGUGUCGUGGGCCUUGCUAUAAAAUAUAUAUAUAAUAUAUAAUAUAAUAUAAAAUAUAAUAUAUA